Messenger RNA from Oryza sativa Japonica Group (Japanese rice), 3976 nucleotides. RefSeq lists its product as uncharacterized. NCBI's taxonomy places the organism in Eukaryota, Viridiplantae, Streptophyta, Magnoliopsida, Poales, Poaceae. The record is from RefSeq and is a predicted model, not a curated record.
CUCAUUUUACCUAUAAGCAGGUUCGCGGGUUGGACCGCUUGCAUCCCUGGGUUGCAUUGCUCUGAUGAUUAAAUGUGCGGGCCGAGUUGAACUAGUGUGGGCCUUACUUGGGCUCGGCCUUGUUUUUCACUGCAACUGGGCUGCACAAGCACAACCCGACCACCACCACCUCACCCACCGCCAUGGCCUCCGCCCUCCGCCCUCCGCCGCCGGGGACUCAGCUGGUGACUUAGCUAAGGCAAGUCACAGCGUGACAUACGAUGCAUCUCGCCCGUUCAAAACGAAUCCAACGAAGGUAGCGCUUGGACCCGCACGCAGGCAAAAAAAAUCCCCGUUUCAGCCUAACAGGAAGCCCGCACGCGCUUAGCCUCGCCCUCAAGUCCGCGUACGCCGGCGCUUCACCUCGCCCUCGUCCGGCGCCGCCGCGACCGGGGGAGGCGCCAGGCCGCCCUGCCCUGCCGCCGCGACCGGGGGCGCAUGGAGGCGGCCAGCCGCCGGGCCUGACAGAGCGGUGGUGCAGGCGGGCGGCCCACAGCCCGAGCCCGGCGUGUGGAGGAGGUCGUGCUGCUCCUGCGGCGCCGCACGUCCCGAUUUCGGCGGCCUCAACUCCACGAUGGAUAUCAGAUCGCUCAAAGCAACAGCCCCAUUCUGGCAUUCUCAUUUCAUUCACAAAAUUGCUCUCUUUGGAUUUUGUCAACCAAAACACAAUCCAUCCCUAUCGUAUCAAGAAAUGAAGGAGACAUACGGGCUUGUUUGCAACACAUGAAUUCGUACUAGGAAUUUUGCAGGAAUCUCGCAUAAAAACAGCUCCAAAGAUGUCCUACCCACUAUUGAUCAGGGCGACCAUGCACAGGAACUACUGACCAUGAAAUUUCACGAUAGCACUACAGCAACGACGGCACUCCAUUCAGCAUCUUCAGAGAGAGAGAUUCAGAGCAACAUUGCUGCAUAGGACAACUGAUCAUAACAAGACAUGGAACCUCCCACCUAGCAUGAACUAAAAAUUUACAGCAGAGAUAGCGAAAAGGAGGAAAUGGCAGCACAACUCAUGUCCAGUAUAAACCAGACAAUACUAUAAGUCCAUUCCAGACUUUAAACCUGAACAAAUCAUGGACCUGGGCAACAUCUCAAACAUCUCAAAAUUUUUUAGAAAACAUCGUCAGAAGUUACUGAUUUAUUCAUUCAUUCAUUCAAAUUACAGCAUAUAUGAGUCAUACAACCAAAUCAAUCUCAAUCAAGAUUACAGAAUCAAUUUGCUUCUAAUCUCACAAAGCCAAACAAUAACAAUUCACUUUCAAUCAGGACUCUGCAUCAUCCCAGACGGCAGGGCAUUUCCACAAACACCUCGCGGGCACAGGAAAAGGUGCGUCGUUCUCCACAAACUCAACCAGCAGUGACUCCUACCCUGGACGAAGCCGGGCGGCGGUGUCACCUCUCGCCGGCGACGAAGUGGGCGGCCGACUGGUGCGGGCUCUGGAUGCGGGCUCGGACGCUGAAAUCCAUCGUGGAGUUGAGGCCGCCGAAAUCGGGACGUGCGGCGCGGCAGGAGCAGCGCGGCCUCCUCCACGCGCCGGGCUCGGGCUGCGCGGCUGCCCGCCUGCACCACCGCGCCGUCAGGCCCGGCGGCCGGCCGCCUCCACGCGCCCCCGGUCGCGGCGGCAGGGCAGGGCGGCCUGGUGCCUCUCCGGUCGCAGCGACGCGCCUCCCAGCUGACUCGUGGCGGUGGCCGGACGAGGGCGAGGUGAAGCGCCGGCGUACGCGGACCUGAGGGCGAGGCGAAGUUGAGUCCGUCUCAGGCUGCGCCGGUGUACGCGGACGAGGGCGAGGUUAAGCGCGUCCUGUGCGCGUGCGGGCUUCCUGUUAGGCCGAAACGGAGAUUUUUUUUGCCUGCGUGCGGGACCAAGCGCCAUCUCCAUUGGAUUCGUUUUGGACGGCCGAGAUACAUGGUAUGUCACGCUGUGACUUGCCUUAGCUAAGUCACUGAAGCGGAGUCCCGCCGCCGGACGAUCCGCGAGAUGGCAGGCCGCGCCGGCGGCGCAAGGAGGUGAGGUCCGGCAAUGGCGUUGCCUUGCGCGAUCCACUGCCACUACUGUCUCCACGGGGCGCCACUAUAUGCGAGCGCGUCCCGGUGAUGGAGGAGGCCUCGGUUUCCCCUCGGCGGCCGUGGCGCACCAGCUCAAGAUCAGGGAGAGAUUAUUGAAGAUGGAAGAGGUGGUCGGUUCUGCUAUCGUUCACGAGACGGUUAACAAGAUCGUAUCCGGGUUUAUUGAUAGGUGUGAGCGAAAAUCAAGUGCACAGGAUAACCUGGAGAGGCUGGAGAUGGCACAAAUCAAGUUGGACUUCGCAUUGGAGACAUCCAAUAAGUGGCAGAUCACUAGUGGCCCAUUGCUACGUUGGCAGAAGAAGCUGAAGCGUGCUACUGAAGAGUGCGAUGACACAAUACGCAUGUGCAGGCAGCGUGUCCAGGAAGAACAAGAGGCCGAACAAGUAGCAAGGAAUUCCUUCUUUCCUAGGCGAAUUGCGCAUGCCACCAAGUCACUGAUAUCAUCCAUCUUCCAUGGCAAUAUAGACGAGCCGAGUAGAUCAGUUGUUCGAAGAUUUGAGUGGUUUGCAGAUGGAGCUAAUGACUUUCUGAGAUCUGUGGAGUAUGGAGGCACACCACGUCAUUACUUGUUCUUCGACCCUCUUAUUGGGCAUCUUCUUGCAGGUGAAACUCUAGAGUACAUAGUGCAGGGAAACAGGCAGCUUUUGUUUUGGAUACAACCCAAUAACAUAGCGGAGAGGGGAGUACAAGCUAUGUUGUUAUUUGUUUACAGUGAUGGCACUGCAUCUGAGGGUAACUUUAUUUUGGGUAUGCUGCUACAACUUUCGGAGAGUACAAACAUAGUUGGCACUAUAAUUAAGGGCUUGCAGUUGUUUACCCCUCAUUUCAAGUCUACAACUGAAAAUGUUAGAAAGCAACUUACUCUGCUACCUACACAAGACUUCUCCUGGGUGCCACAGGCUCAUUCAAACCAUUGGUACAACAUUCAUAGUAUAGCUAUUGAAUGGUUUCGCCCAAACCCACUGUGUUGCAAGCAUCAUGGUGCGAAGGUACGUGGCAGUGGAAACACGGACAAGAUAGGAUUACAAAACGUUUCUCUAGAACCAAUUAUUGAAGUGAGUUUGAAGUGCGAAGUUUCACUGCGUGGGUUUGGAGAAUGCGGAACGAUCGUCGAGGGCAAACCUUCUAUCAAAGAAGUUCCGCACCUGAAAGUUAACAUUAUCUAUAUGCCGCAUGGCUCUUCAGGAGACCUAUUCCCAACAGUCGAGAGUUCUGUGGUAGAGGUGAUUAAUGCUAAUGAGCAACAUUGCUUGCACACAAACAUUGCCUUACAACAAAUGGAACAGAUCAUGCUGCCAAAGGCUGUAGAUUGUUUUCAUCAGAAUGCAAAAGCUAGAGUGUACCAGAUGCUUUGGAAGUCUAAACAUGGCGGUGCAUAUCUUGAGGUUGUGAAGGCAACCAUGAACAUGACGAGCACACGGAGAACCAUUCGAGGAGCCAAGAAAGCAAAGCUGCUGCGUGGAAUGGAUCAGAGAACGCAGAGGCGCACAGUUGUGACCUGUGACUUCAUCUGUGACUUCCUUAACCUCUGGGCUGCUCAUGCGCCUGUCCAGCUGCAGGGCUCUAUCCUUGAUUGGAUUCAGAAAGAAAAGGAAACAGAGUUAGCAUCUCCACUAUUGCGUCUGAAAUUUUAGAUCAUUUACAGAGACUGGUUAAGGAGACAGGGAGAAUUAAGAAGAAUGGAAAUGUAAUAUUAUAGGGUGAAAAGUGAAUUGUAGGUAGUUAAAUUUAGAAGUCCUUAGGAGUGUGUUGAUCUGUAAUGUGUGCUCCAUGUCUCCAUAUGCUAUUGUUUGUCCAGCUGAUCACUUAUGUUGGUGAAUGGUGAUAAUAUGAUGUUCAUACUCUAUCAAUCUAAUGUACAUCCUCACUCAU